UGGAAAAUUUGACAGUGAAUAAUUGUUUCAAUUUUCAAGUGUCAAUUAUUUAUUAUAAAUUUUUUUUUUAAUUUUUUCAGGUGUCAUUAAAGUGACAGCUGAUACGCAUGCGCAGAAAAUAAAAUAACUUAAGUGAGGAAAGUUGAGACAUUUAAUUUCCACGCGUGUUUCCACGUGUAGUUAAAUUGAGGUUACUCAAUUGUUUUUUUUUUUUUUUGGAGUUAAAAUAAUUAUUUUAUUAAAUAAUGGAAGAUAUAGAAGAUAAAAAUUCAGAUGACAGUCAAAGUGAAUUUUUAAAUAAAGAAGUGGAUGAUAAUGAAGAGAACAAAAAUGUUAAAAAGAAGAAAAAGAAGUCUGGUAUUGUUUAUUUAUCACAAAUACCUAAAUAUAUGAAUUGUGCGAUUUUGAAAAAUCUUUUGUCAGUACAUGGAGAAAUUGGUCGGGUUUAUUUACAAUUAGCACCUAAAGAUGAGCAAGCAAAAUCGAAGACUGUCAAAAAAGAUUCAAAAGAGAAAAAAAAUAUAAGAGCACCGCGAAUAUUCACCGAAGGCUGGGUAGAGUUUGAAAGCAAAAAAGCUGCUAAAUUUGUGGCUAAUAAUCUUAAUGGGCAGGCGAUUGGUACAAGGAAGGGUAGGCGAUUUUAUGACGUUCUUUGGAAUAUUAAAUAUUUACCCAGAUUUAAAUGGAUACACUUGAGCGAACGUUUAGCGUAUGAAAAGGCUGUUCAUAAACAACGUUUGCGUACUGAAAUAUCUCAAGCUAAACGUGAAAGCACUUUCUUCUCAUACAAUCUGGAUCGCAGCAAGAAAUUGAAGCUCAAAGAGCAGAAAGGUGAAAUUAGUAACUUUGUGGUGCCUGAAAUAAAACAACGUGAAACAGAAAUGGAGAUAGUAGAGAAAAAGAAGAAGAAUAAAAAGCAAAAUAAUGUCGAAAAUGAUCGUAAAACAUUUCUUAAAUCAAUUUUCUAGUUUAUUUAAUUUUUA
Molecule: messenger RNA, 983 nt
Organism: Cotesia glomerata
Lineage: Eukaryota; Metazoa; Arthropoda; Insecta; Hymenoptera; Braconidae
Product: activator of basal transcription 1-like
Exons: 3
Coding region: 246-968 (240 amino acids)
Biological process (GO): endonucleolytic cleavage in 5'-ETS of tricistronic rRNA transcript (SSU-rRNA, 5.8S rRNA, LSU-rRNA); endonucleolytic cleavage to generate mature 5'-end of SSU-rRNA from (SSU-rRNA, 5.8S rRNA, LSU-rRNA); small-subunit processome assembly
Cellular component (GO): nucleolus
Molecular function (GO): RNA binding
Source: RefSeq, a predicted model, not a curated record